UUCACUUUGUCAUUAUUGGAGGUGAAACGCCUUUGCGGAAUAUCUAAAGAAAACAUGAACUGGAAAGACUGUAAACUGCAAUUCUACAACACCGGUGUUUGGUGAGUCUGACUGUUCAAGGAUAAUUCAUUCAAACACCACCAACUUGUGGAGACACAGUUAACUGGAAGUUUUAUUGAAACCAGCUCCACCCACAAGACAAGGAAACGAAGUUUACUUUCCUGAUCAGAGAACAGACGCCAUUACAUGAAACUGUGGGAUCUGUUCAGAAGAACACUAACUAGGAGGACUGGAAGUCAAAGGGACUGUGUUUUGGUGAGUCUUGUUAUUGAAAAGAAAUUUGGAAAUUGGUCAAAAUGGCUGAGAACACUGCUCUUUUAGAAAGUUUCCUGAGUUGCCAUGUGUGUUCAGAGACUUUCAGAGAUCCUGUGUCUCUGAGCUGCAACCACAGUUUCUGUUCAAGCUGCCUGCAAAAAUUCUGGGAACAAGCUGAAAACAAAAACUGUCCCAUUUGCAAAAGAAAAUCCUCGAAAGACAAGCUAGCAGUAAACUUUACACUGAAGGAACUGGCUGAUUCCUUUGCUGGGAGACAGAAAACUGGAUCAUGUGAUGCAGAAAAAGUAGAAAAGAAAGUGGAGCUGGUGUGUAGUAAACAUCCAGAAGAACCUAGAUUGUUCUGUACAGAUGAAGACAGAGCUAUUUGUCCUGUCUGUGAGUUUUCUCUCCACCAGAAUCACAAAGUGGUUCCUAUAGAACAAGCAGUCAUUGAACUGAAGGAAAAGCUGAAAUCUGACUUAAAGUCUCUGCAGGACAAGAGGAACAAAUACAAACAAAUGGAGGAAACGUACAACAAAGUGAAUCAACACUCCAAAGAGCAGCUGUUGUCCACAGAGAGGCAGAUCAGAGCAGAGUUCAACAAGCUCCACCAGUUCCUGAAAGAGGAAGAGGAGUCCAGACUGGCAGCUCUGAGGGAGGAAGAGGAGCAGAAGAGGAAGACUAUCAGCAGAGAGAUGAAGAGCAUUCAGGAGCAGAUCUCCUCUCUGUCAGACAGCAUCUCUGCUGUUGAAGAAGAGCUGCAGAAACACAACGUGUCGUUCCUCAGAGGUUAUAAAGACACUCAGACCAGAGCCAGAGCCCAGAACUCACUGUCAGACCCACAGCUGCUCUCAGGAGCUCUGAUAGAUGUGGCCAAACAUCUGGGCAACCUGUCCUUCAGAGUCUGGGAGAAGAUGAAGGAGAAGGUCCACUUCAGUCCUGUCAUUCUGGACCCAAACACUGCAAACCUCCGUCUCUAUGUGUCUGAUGAUCUGACCAGUGUGAGAUAUGGAGGCACAAAGCAGCAACUUCCUGAUAAUCUAGAGAGAUACACUUAUCAAGUCACUGUUCUGGGCUCUGAGGGCUUCAGCUCAGGGAAACACAGCUGGGAGGUGGAGGUGGGAGAUCAUCCUCUCUGGAUUAUAGGUUUGGUUAAACAGUCAGCUGACAAGAAUGAAAAAUCUGCUUCACCAAAAUCUGGAUUAUUGUGUUUGCUGCAUCGCAGUGGGAAAUACACUGAUGGUGAUGGUCAGACUGUCAGAGUGAGGAAGAAUCUCCAGAGGAUCAGAGUCCAGCUGGACUAUGACAGCGGGGAAGUUUCCUUCUACGACCCUGAAGACAUGACUCCCAUCUGCACUUACAGAGACACUUUUACUGAGAAACUCUUCCCAUAUUUUAAUAUUGGACAGUCUGGUGAUGCCAAAACUACUGAUAUUAAAAUCUGUCACACUGAGAUUUCCCUGUGAUGAUCAGGAAAGUUAAUACAUUUUCCAAACCCUUACCCAACAACUAUAAAAAGUAUUUCACUGAAACUAGAUUGUAUAUACUUUUCAGUGUCUGUUUAAAUUAAAUUGGAGAAGCAGGGUAAAGAACCGAUAAUCCAGAGAAGUUAAAGAUCUUUUAAACACUGAAAUAUCAUCAGUUUAAAAGUGAAAAAUGUUUAAUCUUGGUUUAUCAUUUAUAUAAAAUACUUUGAUUCUGGUUGUUUGAGUCAUGUUUGUAAGUUUGUGAGAUGUCUUCAUUUAUUGUUGAGGUGUUCUAGUCUUGAAAAUGUUUUAAUGUGAUUUAUUUACAUUUUACAGUCAGAGGAUCAGUGAAUCAAACAGCUUUCAUUCUCUUGUUGUUUUGUUCUACAGUGGAACUGAUUUGUUGUUUAGCAUCACAGAACAUUUUAAAUCUAACUGUUUCUACUUCUAGUACACACUGAAAUUUAAGGCUGUAUUUGAUUCUAGUAUUUUAAGGAACUAUUAAAGACAAAAACCUGAAAUUCUAGCUGUUUUUUCUACACGACAAUUCUUCUCUAAAUUAAGGUUUAUACCUAUAAAGUGGGGUCUAGAAAAUAGUAAAAAAAAAAACAAAAUCCAUAUUUAUACACUGGGAUUUAAGAUGUUGGUUGUUUUGUUUUAGAAAAUACUAUGUAGGAAGAAUGGCUAUCAUGACAAGUAAGACAAGAAACCUCUGUGUUUGGAGUGACAACGAUGUGAAAUUUUCUGUCUGUACAGAUUAAAAUGCAAACUAUGAGAUUUUAAACUAA
Molecule: messenger RNA, 2569 nt
Organism: Amphiprion ocellaris (clown anemonefish)
Lineage: Eukaryota; Metazoa; Chordata; Actinopteri; Pomacentridae
Product: zinc-binding protein A33-like
Exons: 1
Coding region: 357-1781 (474 amino acids)
Molecular function (GO): zinc ion binding; protein binding
Source: RefSeq, a predicted model, not a curated record